AUGCCUAGAGGCACAGACUUGCUCCAACGAUUAUGGUCUAAAAGCGAAAAUCCGGAUGAACAGCCACUUCCAGAUGAUUUAUCAUCCAUCGAAGCAUCCCAAAUCCUAGAGGCGCGAGUGGAAAAGCGCAAACGAGAGCUAGGCCCGGAGCACCCCGACACGCUCGUGGGAAUGAACAACUUAGCUUUCUCCUACUGGAAACAAGGGAGAUGGAAAGAGGCUGAAAAGCUCCAGUUACAUGUGAUAGAAAGUCGCAAGCGUGUUCUAGGACCGGAACAUCCUCAGACUCUAUCCACCAUGGCUAGUUUAGGCUUCGGCUACUGGAAUGAGGGACAGUGCAAGGAAGCGGAGGAGUUGCAAGUCUAUGUGUUGGAGAAACGGAAGCGUCUACUUGGACCAGAGCAUUCUGAGACUCUCGAGAUCAUGAACAACUUGGUUUGUACAUACCUCGACCAGGGUCGAUUCAGAGAAGCCGAAGAGCUACAGACUGAGGAGUUUGAACUGUCUUCCCGGGUGCAUGGCCGCGACCAUCCCGACACCCUCAUCAGCAUGGGUAAUCUGGCAUCUACCUAUACGAAGCAGGGGAAAUGGGCGGAAGCAGAGUCCUUACAAAAGAAGGUGAUCGAGCUCUAUUCUCAAAGCCUGGGAGGAAAGCAUCCUUCCACGUUGGAUAGUAUGGCCGAAUUGGCAUCCAUCUACCAGGAGCAGGAGCGAUGGAAGGAAGCACUGGAUCUGAACUUCCAGGUGAUGAAAGCUCGCAAAGAGGUACUGGGACCAGACCAUCCCGACACUCUGGGUGCUAUGUCCAGCCUGUCAUCUAUCUAUCGAGAGCAAGAACGAUGGGAAGAAGCCGAAAGGAUAGACGUCCAAGUGGCAGAGGCCAUUAUGGAAUUGUUUGGACCGGAACACCCAAAGACAUUAGUCUCUAUGUCUAACCUGGGAUCCACCUAUCAUGGCCAAAAGCGUUUCGAUGAAGCGGCAGCAGUACAGGAACAAGUCGUGCAUAUAAGCAUUGAGCUGCGAGGACCUAACCACCCCAGCACACUCACCGAUAUGGCCAACCUAGGAUGCACCUAUCGGGGCCAGGGACGAAUGGAGGAAGCAGAAUCGCUGGAGCAGGUGGUGAUGGAAGCCCGCCGGCAAGUGCUGGGGCCAGAACAUCCCGAUACUGUGACCAGCAUGAACAAUCUUGCUUUUACUUUCAAAGCAUCCGGCAAAAAUGAAGAGGCGUUGCUGCUCAUUGGUAAGUGUGUGGAGAUCUUGAACAAGUCUUUGGGCCCUGACCAUCCUCGUACCAUUCAUGCGGCUGCCGCCCUUACCGAAUGGCGCAAGACGCAUGCUUCUGGGUCCAUUUGA
Messenger RNA from Penicillium cataractarum, 1356 nucleotides. RefSeq lists its product as uncharacterized. The coding region runs from base 1 to 1356 and encodes 451 amino acids. Gene Ontology annotation, molecular function: protein binding. Gene Ontology annotation, cellular component: kinesin complex. The transcript is spliced from 2 exons. NCBI's taxonomy places the organism in Eukaryota, Fungi, Ascomycota, Eurotiomycetes, Eurotiales, Aspergillaceae. The record is from RefSeq and is a predicted model, not a curated record.